AACGGGACAGUGGUAUUGGGAGAUGGUGGGCCAUGGGUGCUCAGGGAGGUAGCUCUAAUGUUCGCAGACGCAUCAGCUCCUGCCGUAUGGAUUGGGAGUGGACUGUCCAACCCAUCGCCUUGCCAUUGAAUGCUGUCGGCUUCAUUGCGUCCGCGUGCUGGAUGCCAAUGCGAGACUUGUGUUGCCAUGGUCGUGGGCUCGCUGGUCGUGAGGGCGACUGCCCCGGCGCGUGGGAAGGAGAGGCGGUAUUUGAGACGCAUGGCGCUCCAUGGCAGAUAUGCAGCGCAACCGGCACCAAUGCUCGCCUGGGGUAACUCGGGGGCGCGAGGAGGAGUCAGAGAACGUCUGCCUGGUGUAGUGAUGCAAUGCCAGGAGCUCUUAGAUGGGAGACAGACAAAAGUUAGGUUAAGCGACGCGGUUUCCUCCCGCGCCAAGCACCAUCUCUUGCCCGCAGCCAACCACCACUUCACCACCACCAACUUCGAAACACGCCUUCACAAAUUUCACAACAAACCCUCGCGAGGGGACGGUUGGACCAGUCCGAACAAGUAACUAUGGCCACGCCAGCGCCGGGAUCAGCUCUGCUACCACUCGAACUCAUCGACAGAUGCGUCGGCUCAAAGAUCUGGGUUCUCAUGA
Molecule: messenger RNA, 639 nt
Organism: Mytilinidion resinicola
Lineage: Eukaryota; Fungi; Ascomycota; Dothideomycetes; Mytilinidiales; Mytilinidiaceae
Exons: 2
Coding region: 130-552 (140 amino acids)
Source: RefSeq, a predicted model, not a curated record